Messenger RNA from Meloidogyne enterolobii, 960 nucleotides. Lineage: Eukaryota; Metazoa; Nematoda; Chromadorea; Rhabditida; Meloidogynidae. The record is from the annotation of a GenBank genome assembly.
UUCUGCAAUCAAUACAACCAAAUGGAAGUAUCAAAUUCGGCUAGUAAGAAACGUUCACUCGAUUCUUCUAUACAUAUGCUGCUUAACGAAAAUAAAAAUAAAAGCCGCAAAGCAUUUCAAUCUAAAAGAUGUGGGGGUUCUUUUGAUAGAAAAUUAACAACAGGAAUUUUUGGGUCUAAAUAUUCAACGUCUUUUCAUUCUGGAGGAAAUAAUAAUGUCAAUAGCAGCUUUCCUAUUCCACCGGUAUUUCCAAAAACAUGCUCUCUUUUUGAUUCCACCUUUAAUGGAGGUGCUUUUACCGACCGCAAUGAAGAUAAAAAAUUAAUGGAGGCGCUUAUGGAUGUUCGAUUAAAAUUGCAAAAUAUGAAGAAGAAUGAACCUCGAAAUACGGAAAACAAGAGCGAAACAACACUAGAAGAAUUAGCUAAUCUCUCUUCUGAUAGCGGAAAUUCUUCAAUUUUUGUUGAUUCAACACAAAGUACCUUAAAUUCGAAAAAUGAAUUUUAUUGUAAAACUUCAUCUUUAUUUAAUUCUUCUUUGAUUAAAGAAGACUCUUCUAACGUCAAAACUAGAGAGGACGGUUUUAAUCCGAUUUUAAAACGAAAAAGCGAUUUGACGGUUAAUAUUCCAAAGAGCGAAAGAAUUCUUUUAUUCAGACGCCGAACAAAAUCUAAAAAAAGCUAUCAGGAAGAAGAAAAUGAAGGAACAAAACACUGGACUAUCCAUGGGGCUAACAAUAAGGGGAGCACUCCUUGGAAGUACAAGCUGUUGAAAGCUUUUUCCACAAAUGGGGUUAAUAUGGUUGCUGCUGAUGGUGAAGGAAAAGGCAAGGGAUAUUAUUUUCUCAAAAAAGAGCUCCUUUCCAUCUAUCCUAGUUUAAUGAAAAUUUAUUAUUCUUUAUUUUUAUCUUCACCUUUCUUAUCUUCUCUGUAUCCUCUUGAUAAAUAUUCAAUUCUUUAA